AAGCAACCAAAACAAACAAACAAAACAAGAACAAAAUAUAUAUCAAGAGAGAGAAAGAAAAGAGAGGAGACGGCGGGGCAAAGGAGCGGCCACCAUUGCUUUUGAUCUCUCUUACUUCACGGCGAUCGCGUCUGUUCUUAUUUUUGGAAAUUAUCAUUCACAUUAUAGAAAUCUGAAACCCUAAUUUUGUUUAUUCUUUGGAAAAAUUUUGAUCACUGUAUUCCGGUUUUACCCUUGAUCAUCUUUCUCAGAUUAAAAAAACACACACUCCAAAGCAGAAACCUAAUCUAUGGCUAGCACUGCCAAUGCUAACAUCAUCAACACCCCUUCCAUAACACCAUCAACAACCGCGAUCACCCCUGUGGCUGCCACCGCCGGUGGUGAUAUGGUUAACCAUAAUAAUAUGCGCCACCACGGCGGCGGUUCUAGAGUAGUUUCUUCAUCGCCGUGGACACAAAUCGUGCGGGGAGAUUCUUUGGAUGCGAUUGCUACACCAGCUGGAGCAAUAGCAGCGGCUCCCGUUUCGCCAACGAGGGAGGCUGUCAGUGAACAAUCGGUGGUAGUAGAAGAGGAGGGGACUGAUAAUGGCGCCAAUGCAGGUAAGAGGCCGGUGUGGAAUAAGCCAUCGAAUGGUGCUGUGGAGGUUGGGGCUGUUAUGGGAGCUGUUUCAUGGCCUGCUUUAUCUGAGUCAGCUAGGGUUUCAGGGAAACCUUCUCAACAAGAUUUAUUUACUAAGGGACCUUCGUCUGAUGGAUCGUCAUCCUCUGUUACUGUUUCACAGGGAAGUGGAAGUGCAUCUUCAUCAACGCCGAAGCAAGUUAGUCAUAAUGCAAACCCUAAUUCGACUACACCAAAUCAUACAAUGCCAGCACGACAAAGAUCAAUGAAGCGGAAUGGUGGUGCUAACACAUCUUCUUCUAAUGGUGGUGCUUCUCAGCCAUCAGGAUCACAACAGACCCAGACAGGGGAAGUGCAUGUAAAUAACCCUUCUCCUAGGGAUCAUGCUUCACAAAGGAAUUCACAAAAUCGUAGUGCUAAUGAUCACCCACAGCAGCAGCAACGGAAUUCGUUCAGGCGCAAUGGUGGGCCACAUGUGCGUGAUGGUUCUCACCAUCACAAUUAUGGGGGCAGGCGUGAUCAAGAUCGUCAAAGUCAAGAUUGGAAUAAUCAUAGAAAUUAUAGUGGUAGAGAUGCCCAUAUGCAGCAACAGAGAGUUGUCCCUAGAUUUAUGAGGCAUCCACCACCGCCACCGCCACCACCUACUACUAGCACCCCAUUUAUUGGAGCCCCAGCAAUGCGGGCCUUUGGCAGCCCCAUUGGUUUCCAUGAAAUAGCAUCUCCUGUUUAUUAUGUUCCUGGUCCACCUCCAGACCCUCUCAGAGGUGUACCUUUUGUUGCGGCAACAAUGCCGCCUAUGUACUUUCCUGCUCCAGACCCUCAAUUGCAACAGCAGAUAAUGACUCAGAUAGAGUACUACUUCAGUAAUGAAAAUUUAAUUAGAGAUAUAUUCUUGAGGCAGAACAUGGAUGACCAGGGCUGGGUACCUAUUAUAUUAAUAGCAAGCUUCAAAAAAGUUUUGAAUCUGACUGACAAUAUUCAACUUAUAUUGGAAUCUGUCAGAAAUUCAUCUAUUCUGGAAGUGCAGGUUGACAAAGUAAGGAGGCAAAAUGAUUGGAUGAGAUGGGUAAUGCCACCUUCUGCUCAGUUCACAAGUGUUUCAGGUCCUCCAUUUCUUGGGAGGUCCAGUCAGGACAUGCUGGCAGCCCAUGUCCAGAGUAUUUCACUGGAGGAGAGUGUUACCAGCCACAGCAGUGCAAGGAGUCAAGUAGAUGUUCAUAAUGAGGCAUUUCUUGGUAGGUCAUCAUCUGGGGACUUCAAUAGCCAGUCACAGUUAUUGAGCCUUGAAGGAACAGACCAAGUCAGUGUACAGGGUGGUUCAGAUUCGUCUACUUCAAUGAGAAAUCCGAGUAAGUGAAGUGUGUUCUGAUGCACAUUUUACUGGAACUUUUGGAGGAAAGUGGGGAGAGUGCUUUUUGAUUAUAUUGGUGGAUGUCUCUCGUUUUCUUGAUGUUUGCCUUGCAUGAUGGUGGGGAGGGGGCUAUUAAAAUGGGGGAAGAAAGAAAAAAAGCAACAUUUUAAAGACACAAGAAAAACUAAAAGGGAAAAAUUAAAAAAAAUUAAAAAAGAAAAGAAAAGAAAAGAACAACUUUUAUGACUAGAGCUAGUAGCAUGAGUUGAUUAGGAUGCAUGUAUGGUUUUUGUGGGAGGUAUUGCAGAUUAUUGCAUAAUUAUAUGUGGUGGCCUAUUUGGUGUUAUUAACGGGGAAUUUUGGCUUUACUUCCCCUCACUGCCCCUCAGCUGGUUUUUAAAAAUCUUUGGGGUCAGAUUACUCCAAUUCUAGGAAGCAAACAUAUGACUUCUGAGUUCUGACAGAUGGAACAAAGAAAAUGGUUGGCUUGGUCUCUACGUAUUACAAGGUAAAAGAGGGUGGUGGCAUGCAUGGGAUAUGCAACUCAUGGUACAUCUGCUAUUGCUCUAAUUUUUUGGUCAUAUGAUCUGAUGGUUUAGGUUUCUCUUUGGUUACACCUUAUAUUUAGAGUUGCAUUUAUAUGUAUACCUUCUUCAAACCUUUUGAAGAUUUCACUACAUAAGUUGGUCCUCAUAGUGAGAAACCAUUGAACCGUCCAGUUUUAGGAUUGGAUGUGGUUGGCAUUAUAUGUUAAUUUAAAGAUUUGGAGAUUGUGGUGUUUGCCAAUUUAUUUUACUAUAUUAUUUAUUA
Molecule: messenger RNA, 2779 nt
Organism: Ricinus communis (castor bean)
Lineage: Eukaryota; Viridiplantae; Streptophyta; Magnoliopsida; Malpighiales; Euphorbiaceae
Product: la-related protein 1C
Exons: 6
Coding region: 290-1975 (561 amino acids)
Molecular function (GO): RNA binding
Source: RefSeq, a predicted model, not a curated record